Messenger RNA from Argentina anserina (silverweed cinquefoil), 1485 nucleotides. Its product is annotated as EID1-like F-box protein 3. The record is from RefSeq and is a predicted model, not a curated record. The coding region runs from base 479 to 1333 and encodes 284 amino acids. The transcript has a single exon. Lineage: Eukaryota; Viridiplantae; Streptophyta; Magnoliopsida; Rosales; Rosaceae.
GUUCAGAAAUGCCAAACUGAUCAUUGUCUUUACCUCAAAGCUUGUCAGUCACGCUCUGACAAUUUAGGCGGGGACCAACCAACCACUUCUUUUUCCCUCUAAAAUUCCCAUUUUGGUCCAUAACGUGACCACGUGAAGACAACUUUGAAUCACACGUGUUGCCCUUCCCCGCCAACACGUGCUACCGAAAGGAUCUCCCCACCUGAUUCGUGCUCUGCCUCGCGCCACUUGUGGCUUCCGGAUCAGAUAUUUUUGUUCUCGCGGAAAAGAUAUUUCCAGCCCGACACUAUGACGUAACUCCUCGAUUCGAUAACCCAGCAUCUUCUGCAAUAACAGACCGACACGCGUCCGAUUAACAAAUGAUCACCAAGGUAGCUGAUUUUUCCACUCUGAGAUACACACGUGGAGAGUAGCGGUGCUCGCUUAUAUAUAAGCGUGGAAAUAGUUCGUCGCUCACAAAAACCGGAAGGUUUCCGAUAUGAGUGCCAGACAACGAGUCAGGGCGAGUCAGGGCUCCGACUCCGCCGAGUUCGGGAUUCACAACGAGCGCGUGCUGUUCCUCGUGUUCGAGUCCAUGAAAUGGGACAUCCACGCGCUCUGCUCCACCGCUUCCGUCAACCGAAAGCUACGCGCCGUCGUCAACCGCCUCCUAUGGCGGGAGGUCUGCCUCUACCGCGCGCCGCGGAUGAUAGCCACCUUGACGACCGGCGCGAUCAACUCCCGGAUCGGCGGCGGGUGGCACACGCUGGCGAAGCUCAUGUUCUUCUGCUGCGGCUGCGAGCCGACCCGGCAUUUCCGGACGAGUGAACCCACCCGCGGCCACCGGGUGAAGGCGUCGCGGUUCUCGAAGACCUCCGGGCAGAGCUUCCUCUCCAGGAACUGCCGCGGGGACCUGCUCUACGUCAGCGACAUGUGCGAGCACCAGACCGGGGACAAGGAGGAGGACCACCUGGGGAUAUUCCGGGGGGUGUUUCGGGGAUUUCACAGGUCGAGGACGAGGGCCUGCUUGGUGGAGCGGCGGGUGAAGCUGGAGGAGAGAGUCAUGUGCACUUACUGUGGGGCGCCCGUGUGGAGCAUGACCGCGGCUCAGCUCGUUCCCAAGAGCGCGGCGCGGCGGCUCGGCUCGCACGACGGGGCGCUGGAGUAUUUUGUGUGUGUUAAUGGGCACUUGUACGGCAGCUGCUGGCUGGUGCCGUUGUCGUCGGACGAGGAUGAUGACUCGGAUGGGGAGGAGGAGUGUUAUGAGGAUGGUCGCCGGAGGAUUAGCUCCCACGAUCGGACGACGACGAGUGGAAGCCUGGGCUCGACGGGAGAGGUGGUUGUGGAGGAUUAGUCAUUGUGUUUUGUUUUGGUCGCGUGAGUGGAUAUGAGCGUUAGUUUUGGGUCAAUUAUGUGAAAAAUUAUUAUAUAUACCCGACCCGUAUUCAAGUGACGUACCUUUAAUAUUGUUGGUAUAUUUUUUGUUGCGAUUAUUUUGGAUUUGUU